CGUUGCAUGCACACACAACGCCACGCCACGCAGCUCGGACGUAUGUAUGCAAAUUACAGCUGAUCCUAUCGAGUACACAAUCCAAAGAAGCGCGGGCGGACGAGGUUAUGAAACGCGGACUUUAGCACUGCAUUAUUAAAAUGGAAAAUCGGAGAAUAUGCCAAGAUGAAAAAACACACAGACACACUGCUGCAAAUCCUCCACACAGCCAACCCAAUGCAAAAGUGGCAAUCGGUUGGUUAUAUAAAGUGCGGUUCAUUCCAUUCAACUCUGCUUGACACCUCACCACCAUCACUGCAGAACAAACUACAAUACUAGCUUUUGUUCGAAAUGACCAACUUCCCAAAUGAAGCAGAUGUAAAAGGCGUCGUUCUUCAAGAAAUCAAUGGUGCAAAAGUCAUUCAAAAGUUCAAGGGAGAACCUGAUGUUGAAUUAGCAAGUGGUACUCUGAAAGCCAUCUUUGUCAGUGUACCUGUUGAAGAUCCCUUUGCAGACUUUACAUCAUCCUCUACCGGCAAUGGGAAAGCAAAAGAAAAGACUUCAACAGACCUUUGGCUUGCAUUGGAGGUUGGAACGGAUUUCUCAAUGCCGAUCAAAUCAAGUCAAACGGUCAUCCCGGAAAGUGGCAAUAUUGCAACCUAUUCGUUUCCUUCAGCAGAAAUUCCAGAUGCUGCAAUUCAAUUGAGCUUCAAUACAAGCGAUCGACAAUCUCUUCGAGACUUUGAAGAGAUCUUGUCUGAUUACUGUGCCUUCCACGCUUUCAGUAACACAAGCGGCAGUGCGAAUAAAGAAAAAGCAAAGUUGGAAUUGCUGGACGAUGAAGGAAAGCUGCUAGGUACAAUUGAUGGACUUUGGCAAUUGCAAGAAGAUUCUACGUUACACAAACCCGGUCACGAAAAGGAUCCAGUCAUUUUGGAAUUGCCCGAAGAAGGAAGUACUUCUCAACAAAUGGUACAAGUCUCUGCUGCACCAAGAGAUGAGAACGGACAAUUGUCACCUGCAUAUCAAAAUGAUUGGCUUUUGCGUGGAGCGAAUCUUGUUUCUCGCUCGUUGGAAAAAGGAUCUCAAUGGGCAGGAACAAAGAUGUUAAAGGCUGCGGAUUCUUAUGUUACCCGUUCUACGCCACCUUCCUCACAACCCGGGUCACGCCGUGAUUCUGGCUCCCUAUCAAGAGAUGAGCUUGGUGAAAAGCCAUUGUCUGGAGGUGCAAGUAUCAAUACGACUGAUUCGAAUUUGACGACGUCCGGAAGAACUGCAGUUACGUUUAGCCCUCAAACACACAAUACCGCAAGACAAAUUCGUAAUGUGAGCGGAAAAGUGACAAGUGUUAGUAAUCGUACAACUACUGCAAUCUUGUCUGCAGCAUCCAAUGUUGGAGAUCAAAUCGGAAAGCGAACAGGAAUUCAACAAGUAACACAAUCUGACGGUAGUGUACAAAAUCCAAAAGGUUUUCGUGGCGUAUUGAAUAGAAGUUUGAUCGCUUUUAAUGUCGUUUUGGAUGGAGUAACAAAUAGCGCCGAACGCUUGCUCAAAGAUGGCGGUGAAGCAAGCGGAAGGGUGAUCGAACAUCGAUAUGGCUCAGAAGCAAAAGUGAUUAGUGGAAAUGUUGCUUCUGUUGGUCGUUCGGCUUUUAUCGUUUAUAAGGAUAUCAAUGGCGUUCGUAGAAAAGCUCUUCUUAAAGUUGCAACUGGUACGAUCAAAGCUCGCGCACCUGAUGGAGGUGAGGUCAUUUUGCAACAACAGAAUAUUGCAUCUACUUCGCAAGUACACGAUACGUACGAAAAAGAGUCAGAGAAGUACAACCCACCAGGCUACUCAGUCUCCGAUCCAGCUUAUAGAAGUUCAAUCGAUAAAAAACGUUCAUAGAAUCCCAACCCUGAAAGAGCACUCGAAACCAAGAUUCAAUCCUGUACUCCCACCACUUUUGUACUCAUGUAGCAUUCCGUACCAUACCACCUGUUCGAGAUUAUAUCCUUUCAAAUAAUGAAAUGCAUUGU
This is a messenger RNA of Meira miltonrushii, 1997 nucleotides long. RefSeq lists its product as uncharacterized. Lineage: Eukaryota; Fungi; Basidiomycota; Exobasidiomycetes; Exobasidiales; Brachybasidiaceae. Gene Ontology annotation, biological process: cell division. Gene Ontology annotation, cellular component: plasma membrane. The record is from RefSeq and is a predicted model, not a curated record. Bases 331 to 1866 code for a protein of 511 amino acids. The transcript is spliced from 2 exons.